CUAUUAUUGAACUGCUUAGCAUUAAUGUUCAAUAAUUAUUAUGGUUAUUUUAUUAUUGGAACCGCUUAGCAUUAAUGUUCAAUAAUUAUUAUGGUUGUUAUUCUAUUAUUGAACUGCUUAACAUAAAUUAAAGAAAUUGAUGAAUAUUAUUUGUAAUUCAUCUCCUUAAGUUUUAUCUGACUUGUAGCUGCCAAAGUGGCCUUGGAUGAUAAACUUUUGUGAUAUGAAUUAUAAUAAAGGUCUUAUCAUUUAUAGGACAUUUUGGAUUGUAUUUUAUAUUUUUGUAUUGGUCCUGUAGCCACCAAAGUGACCUGGACUGAUAAUUUAUAAAAUACAUUAUGUAUUUAGUCCUAAAUGAUAUUAAAUAAAAUAAUAUUCAUAAUGACAGCAUGAAUCAGGUUAAAGAAAUUUAGUGAAUAUUAUUUGUAAUUUAUCUUUCUAAGUUUUAUCUGACCGGAAGUUACCAAAGUAGCCUGGAUGAUAGGCUUAUGGGAUAUGAAUUACAAUAAAGUUCAUGUCAUUCAUGGGAUAUUUUAGAUUGUAUUUUAUAUUUUUGUAUUGGUCCUGUAGCCACCAAAGUGACCUGGACUAAUAAUCUAUAAAAUACAUUAUGGAAUUCAUCCUAAAUGACAUUAAAUAAAAUAAUAUUCACAAUGGCACAUAUAAUUAUGAGAUUUAGAUAAUCCCAAAGGAGAAUCUAUUUCAAAUAAUUAUGUGAUGGGGAAGGAUGAUACUAUUUUGGAUAUUCUUGCAGUUUAGGGUUGUAUACCCAAAGGUAACAACACUAUUCCACAAGAAUGGUAUCAGUCAUCCAUAAGUGAUUUUGAGUGAACACUAGAUAUGUCAAUAUUUUACCCAAAGGUGAAAUAUAGAUGAUAUCAAUAGUUCAUCACAUUUUGGAAACUCAAAGCAUUAAUGUUAUAUUAUUACUGUGGCACUUCCUUUAUUGUGUUUCUGUAAAUGUCCCUAUACUUUCUGAAAUAAAUGGUUUGAGCAUAUACAAGUUGUAUUGAGUGAGUGAGAUCUUGAUCAGAUUAAUUGAACAGAACAUAAUUACUGAAAGUUCUGUGAAAUAAAUAAUUGAGGUGACUGAUCAAGAAAGGCAUGAAAUACUCAAUAUUAUGAUAUUUAGACUUCAGUACAGUCUACAACUAGCGCAUGAGAAUAUCUAAGGAUAAAUUUAAAUUAUCUGAUAAGUCAUUAGUUGACACCUUACUUAGUUGACACCUUAAUAGUAUUUGAGGAAUUUAAGAUUAUAUCCUCAAAAUAAAUGAUAAAGCUGUAAGCUCAAGACUCAUAACAUUUUGAGUACUACUCAAGGAGUAGGUAACACUAAAAUAAGUAUGAAGCGUAAUUCCAUCUGAGUUGAUAAUUAUUAUAUAAACUCAUAAAAGAAUAUCUUCACAAUAAAGUGUUACUUUUGUAGCAAAUAAAAUUAUGUGAAGAAGAAAUAUAUUAUAAGAUUUGAUUUGAAAUAAAAAAAAAGGUAUAAUUAUAACCUUUGUAUGGUUCAAAUCAAAUAUUAUGGAUAUUAUUGGUGGAUUAAUUUGAUGCUUCAUAUCAUAUGUUAUCAAUAAUAGAUAUUGGGAUAAAACCAAAAGAGAAUAAGAUAUUUAUCAAUGUAGGGAAUCAUUUUAAAGUGAAAGCGAUAUUAGUUUGUAUUUAUCGCUUAUAUGAUUCAAUUUGAUAAAUCUUGAGAAUCCAUGUUAUGUUCUUAUAAUUCUAGGAAUUUAAGUUCUUUACCUAGAAUUGUUAUAAUAUUAUUUUCCUUUUGAUGGUCGUAAACUUACUGUGAUUCAAUAAAAUUAAUUUUUGAAUUCUGUAUAAUAGUCUAUGCAGAAUUAUUAUGAAUCAUAAGUUUACAAUGAUCAUAUAAUUAAUAUUAAAGUGAAAUUUAGUUUUAUAAACUCCUUGAGGUUAUGUUUAUCAGUAUAUAUUUUUGUCUCAUUAAAGAGAGACAUCUUAUUACCAUAUAAAUAAUGUGUUGAGAUAUGAUUAUGUAUAUCUAAUUCAUGUAAAGUCUAUGACCGUUUACACUCUUGAAGUGUAUAUAAAUGAAGUCGAUAGACAAUUAGAUAGAAAAGUCAAUAUCAUCAUAUCUGAAAAGGGUGAUAAAUUUUAUGGUAUUUAUGAUGAACCCAAUUAUAAUUCUUUUGCUAGAUUUUUUAAAAAAAUAAGGUAUAUGAUUUACCAGAUAUGUUACAGCCUAAUAUGAUUGUUGAAAGAUGUCAUCGUACCUUAUAGAUAUGGUUAGGAGCAAUGAUAAGUUAUUCUUUUGUACCCAAAUCAAUGUGAGAUGAAGCUUCAAGGACAACUAUGUAUAUCUUGAAUGGUGUUCCUAGUAAGUAAAUUACAUGACCUUUUAAGUUAUGAAAUGAUAGGAAACAUGACUUAAGAUAUUUACAUAUUUGAGAUUGUCCUAUGGAGAUAAGGAUGUUCAACUCACAUAAAAGAAAAUUAGAUUUAAUAAUUAUUUCUGAAUAUUUUAUUAUCUAUUCAGAAAAGUUUAAAGGGGUACAUUAUUUAUUGCUCUAAUCAUAGUAUGAGGACAAUUAAAUCUGGUAAAGUAAGAUUCCUAUAAAAUAGCAAAUCAGUGGGAGUGAAAAUCUCGAAAUUUAAUUUUGAUAUAGAGGAGAUAUAAGUUAAUACUCCUUUAUUAUUCGAGAGAUUGUUGUUACUCAAAUCAUUAAAUGAUUUGAUAAAAGUGAACAACAAAAUAACAUUACUAAACUCCCAUAUUAUAUUGAUAUCAUUAUUAAUGGUCUUGUAGAACAAUCAUAAUUGAUAACUUUGAGAAUAUCUCAAAGGGCUUGAAAUCAUGUCAUUUAUGGUUAUUAUGUUGUAUAUCUACAAGAAUUAUAUUAUGAUAUAGGAAUCAGAAUGGAUCCCUUAUUGUUGUCAUGGGUCAUGAAAAGUAAUGAUUCUGAAAAGUAAUAUGAUGCAAUAAAAGAAGAGUUAAAAUUAAUAAUCAGAAUGGUGUCUGAUAAAUUUAUCGAAUUGUUCAAUAAUUGUAAAAGAGUCUAUUAAAUAAAUGUGGCUCAAAGGACAAUGUCGAUAUAAUGGUCAGACUUGUGGUUAAAAGUUUUACUCGUAAGGAAUGUAUCGACCAUAACGAGAUUUUUAAUGAACUCGUUAAGAAUCAUCAUGACAUUAAUGAUUCAUUAUGAGCUUAAGUUAUAUUAUAAUGAUAUGAAAACAUUUUUAAAAGAUCUAGCUUUAUAUGGGUUACUCUACAUGAUUUACUCUAAAAGAAAAUGAAAGAAAUAUAAAGUUUGGUAUGCAAAUUCAGGAAUCCAUUUAUGACCUUAAACAAGCUUCAAGGUAAUGAUAUAUAAAGGUUCUUGAUAUCAUUAUUUCAGAUUUAAGGUUAAUACUAUUAAUUAGUAUUUAUAUCAGUGGGAGCAAGUUUAUUAUAUUGGUCUUAUAUAUGGAUAAUAUUUUGUCUUACCAAUAGUGAUCUUGAUUUAUUAUACUAAAUCAAGAAUUUGUCACUGAGAGUUUUAAUAUGGUUGAUAUGAAUGAGACAUCUUAUAUUAUUAACAUUGAGUAAUUCAAUGAUAGACCUCAAUGAUUAUGAAGAUUGUCUUAGAAAGGAUAUAUCAACCGAGUCUUGAAAUGAUUUUAAUAUACAGUUUUGUUCAGUAAAUCAUAAAAGCAAAAUUUUAGUCAAUAGUAAAUGCUUGAAAAUGACUUGAAAAGAAUCAGAUAAAUAAGAUAUUCUUUGUAUAUGCGCAGUUGGAAGUCUAUGCUCAAGUCUCUGUUAGAAAAGAUAUCAGUUUUUACAGUUAAAAUAUUGGGUAUAUAUUGGAGUUACCCAGAAGUAAAAACAUUAAAGGACUACAGAGAAAGUAAUAAGAUAUCCGGAAGGGACAAAUGAUUAUAUGCUCACAUGUAUGAAAUUAUAUCAGCUUGAAAUAAUGGUAUUUUUCAGAUGCUGAUUGUAUAAAUUGCCUCGAUAAUAGGAAGUCCACCUUACGGUUAAUAUUUAUGUAAUUAGAGAGGCAAUUUAUUAUUAUUAAUAAUAAAAUUGAUUUUGUGGCAUGCUUUGAGGCCACUAAUCAAAUUUGUGACUGUAAAAUUUUUAUCUCAGGGCUUGGUGUAGUCAGACUCGAUUACCAAGUCGUUGAAGAUAUUUUAUGACAUUGCAGUAGUUUUCUUCUCUAAGAAUGACAAGUACUAUUGCAUCUAUAUGCAUUAUGGUAUAAAGUACUUAUGGUUAGAGAAGAUGAGUCCAGAAACAUCUAAUGUCAAUUAAUUACUUGAGUUCCACUGUAUUGAUUGCUGAUCCAUUCACUUACGACUUGUAGUCUAAAGUAUUUUGAAAGAACAUGUUCUUAUGAUUGGGUUUGUGAGCAACCCAUAAAGGAUAUGGUGAUGUAUGUUUGAGUGGACACUAUAAUUGACAUUUUUACUUACGUACUUAAAGUUAUUUGUUUCUGCUAUCCUGUUCAUAAUUAUGUAUGUACAUAUUGUGGUUGAAUGUGAUGACAGGAUUGUCUUGACAAGACAAAUUAUAGGGGUCAUUUUGGACUGCAUUAGGAAAGGCUAACAACAUUGUGGUACAUAGAAGGAAGUGUGACACUGAUGGCAUACAACCGCUAUGACUCAUAUUGUUAGUCAGACUUAAUGUAGUAUUAUUAUUAUUAUUGGACUUAUUGGCCUAUUUUCUAAAAUUCACGCGCGUGUAUAUAGUUUUUCAAAAAAAAAAAAAAAUUCAGAAUCCAAUUGAGUCAAAUUGUUUUUAAAUAAAUUUUGUUUAUUUAUUUUUGAUUUUUAAGUCUUUUUGUAUCUUACCAAUUAUUGGGCCAAGUGGGAGAAUGUUAGAUUAUGUGGCCCUAUUUAAUUAGGUAAGAUAUAUUAUAGAUAUUAUUGGAUUCUGAUUAUGGUUAUUGACCAAUAGAAAAGAAGUCCAUAUUAAAGUAGGAUUCCUUAGGAGAUACCCUUGAUGGGAGGAACUCUCCUAAUAACUUAUCCUAGACCCUCUGCUCUCGCCUAUAAAUAGACAGGACCUCUAGGGGCUAAUGAGAUCAUCAGAUAUAUCUGUGCGUAUCUGAUAAACAGGACCUCUCUAGGGGUCAUGUGUCAAUUGAGAGAUUAAGGUUUUUCUCUCAAUCUCCCUUUCCCUUAAUCCCCUAAUCCAUCAAUCUAGGUGGUCCUGUGAAAAGAUAGGAAGAGAGGAGAAGGAUCUAGUUCUCUUUGCAGAUCUUUACAGAUUGAUAUUUCAGAUCCGACGAUGGAGCGCUUGUAGAUCAGAUAAGGUUUAUUUCUUCUGAACAACAAGAAAGGUAUGCAUCGUAAUAUUGUUAGAUCAAAUUUAUUUGAUUUCAAUCAAAGUAUAAAAGUUUUCCGCAUUAUAGAUAGCAUGAUUAUAGAUUUUAUGCUAACACUCCGCACCCACCACCCUCUUUCACGCCCACUUUCCACCCGCCUCCGCCGUCGGAAGGUACCACGGAGAUCGUGUUCUUCGGCGUCUCCGAACGUGCGACCCGAUAUACGCGUCUGACCUCCCAGACGACGCCCGGUUCGACUUCGGCCUUGCGGUCGGCGUCGCUGGGGAGAUCCUUCCAGAGACCCUCGCCCGCAUGAUCGACCUCUGCCGUGUCGUCCUCGUCGACGCCCAGGGGAUGAUCCGGUCCUUCGACCCGAUCGAUGGCACCGUCGGGCUCCUGCCGCUCAGGAGCUCCGGAUUCUUCCACCUUCUCCCGCGAAUUGGGUUCCUCAAAGCCUCCGCGGAGGAGGCGCCCUUCGUGGACGUCGAGGAGGCGCGGAAGUGGUGCUGCGUCAUCGUGACCCAUGGGAAGGACGGGUGCCGAGUCUACUGGAAGGACGGGGAGCUUCGCGUAUCCCCGUUCCUAGCAGAGGAGAUCGAUCCCACUGGCGCAGGUGAUGGUUUCUUGGGUGGGUUUGUCGCUGGGUUGAUUUGGGGGCUGGCGGUGCCGGAUGCGGCGCUCCUAGGGAACCUUUUUGGUUCGCUCACUGUUACGCAGAUUGGGGUUCCCAAAUUUGACCAGAGGAUGUUGCAGCAUGUCAAAGAAGAAUUAAAGAGAAGGGCAAAUGAGUGUGAUGGAUCAUGUAGAAGUAGUAUUUCAUUGGAUUUCCAGAAGUCAGCUAUGCAUGAAGCCUUCCGAGAAUCCCUUACUGAAGUGGCCAAAUUAACAUGCACCAGCAACCCAACUUGCUUGCCUACUGAUCAUUACAAAUAAUGUCAGUAAAUGUUUAAUCUUCAACUUCUAGAGGCUGUCGAUCAAACAGUAUGUUAACUUAUUAAUAAUUUGAAGCAGAUCUAAAGGAAAGUGAUGCACAUACUUUAGAGACCUGGAGAUGUCUUGAAACUGAAACGGAAAAACCAUAGUUCAAGAUGCCCUAAUUGUCACUGCGUAAGCAAUUUCAUUGCUUGGCUAUUCACUGAUUGCAGGAGAAGUAAUACUUAUCUUGAUUUUGUUCCUCCCAUCAAUUUCUUCCUCUUUUUUUUUCUUCUUUUGUCAAGAAUUUUGUUGUCAUUUCUAUGGCAUCGGUUAUCUACUCCCCAUUUGGCUCCAGGUAUAUAGCUCCGUGAAGCUACAAAACUCAUUAGGCAUCAGUUGUAUUCCUUAUGAUCUGGCCUUUUGUCAUUGCUUUCUAAACUAUACCUUCCGAGAGGCUUUAGUACACAAUACAAGAGACUUCCAAGUUUUAGAUUUGAUACUAUCCAGGCAUAGUUUUCAUUAAUGUCUUAAGUUGGUGUCCCCAAUUUUUUUCGGUGUGAUAUGGUCUUCCAUCAUCUGAACUUAAAAAUUUGUGCUUUUGGUUCAAGACAUUCUUUAUGCAAACAUCAUGGCAGGAGGACAAUUAGUACACUUGGUUUAACUUGGACCAGGCUAUUACUUCUCCAAAGCCUCGUGGAACAUGCAUCUGGAAAAUUCACAGAUCGAGAACUGGGCAUGGAGAAUGACGGUACUUGUGAUCCUUUUCUUUUGAAGUUGGUGGGGAGUGGUUUCUUCCCAUGACUCGUCAAAGUUAACAUCUUUGUGCAGAUUCAACUGUUUUCCAAAUUUUCAGAUAUAUCCACCAAAUUUAAAUGCUUGUUAUUUGAUUUGCUCCGUAGAUCGAGUCAAUUUGACUCGUUUGAUAAUACUUUGGUAUGACAUAUGGCAAUUUCAAAUUACUGUACUCCUGAGGACUGGUUCUGCUUGUGAAGAAAGAAAACCAAUUGCUCUUUCUUUUCCUUCAACUACUCAUGAAUUGCCUUGACGAUGAAUUGCCUUUUCAAGUAAAAUGUUUGUGUGGAUGACAAUUGUAGAUUUAGAAAAGUUUUCUCCUUCAAGUGAGAUUCUUCCUUCUGUUCAUUUGACUUUUGCGAAGUCAAAGUCAAAGUUCUUGAGCAGAGGCGUAAUUCCAUGGGAGGGAGGGAGGAAGCAGAGAGAGUAACAGAUGGGUCCACAAACACAAGAUAACCGUUGACUUGUGGAGUUUCCAGCGGAUAACCGGUGGUUGUGUGCUUCUCCACGACUCUUCACAUCUUGUUUACUGCUGCGUCUGCGUCAUGUUGUUUUCCUUUGACCACAAGAAAUCUAGCUUGGAGUUUUUUAGCCUACUUUUUCGCGAGACGAUGCCGCGGUGUUGCCAGUGUUCCCCUUCUUCACCAAACUCGAUGAGUGGCAGCGGCGUCAACGGCUCGAGCUUCCUCCCGCCCGAUGACAACUCCACCGGGCGGCCGGCUGGGUUGGCCUACGGCCUCCCCGCCUCGGUGGGGAUCCUGAUGGUGAUCACCGCCGCCCUUUUUGCGUCCUAUCUGUGCACCCGAGCAAGAACCAUGGCCGCGAACCGGCGGUCCGGCGACGUUGCGGCGACGCCCACUGACCUCGAGGCCGGCAUCGACGAGGCGACCCUGACGAGCUACCCGAAGGUCACGUACUCGCAGGCUAAGCUGGAGGAGAAGGGCACCACCACCGCGGCGUGCUGCUCCAUAUGCCUGAGCGACUACGAGGACGCUGACGUGCUGCGACUGCUGCCGGACUGCGGGCACCUCUUCCACCUCGACUGCGUCGACCCGUGGCUGAGGGCCCACCGGUCGUGCCCCAACUGCCGCUCGUCGCCGGCCCCCAGCUCCAUGCCCACGCCUCUCUCGGAGGUGGUGCCAUUGGCACGGGCGAGACAGUCGCAGUGAACGUGAUCGUACAUGACACGCCUCAAAUGUGUCGUCCGGUGUCUUCGGUGAAUCAAAUGAUCGGUAUCUGCUGGAGAAAGAAUUCCUUCUUGCAUCAUUCAGCCAACCGGAUCAUUACUCGAUCCAUACUUGCAUAGUCUUUGAAGAACACCAGUUCAAAUUUAGGAGGUUCUCCAAAGCUUUUUGGCUGAUACUUCUUGCAUGCAUACCAGCUCAAAAACCUGCUGUAUUGAUUUUUUCUUCGCAAAUAAAUACGAAAAAAAAUAUAAUUUUGUUAAUAUUUUUAAAUAGUCAAAGGAAUAUAUGUAGUUACUCAGCAUCUAUCUUUUAUUCUUAUAUUUAUUUUUAUGAGCAAGUUUUUGAAGAAACCCUUACUUUUUAAAAUUUUUAA
Musa acuminata AAA Group (dessert banana) is the source of this 8537-nucleotide messenger RNA. Its product is annotated as inositol 3-kinase-like. The coding region runs from base 7523 to 8146 and encodes 207 amino acids. Gene Ontology annotation, molecular function: kinase activity. The transcript has 2 exons. NCBI's taxonomy places the organism in Eukaryota, Viridiplantae, Streptophyta, Magnoliopsida, Zingiberales, Musaceae. The record is from RefSeq and is a predicted model, not a curated record. Gene Ontology annotation, biological process: myo-inositol hexakisphosphate biosynthetic process.